CUCACUACAGCCGACCCCGCCACAUCAUCUCCGGCCUACGGCCUCACAACAAUACCAGUCUCCUGCCUCUGGUCGUUCCAUCAAGGAGAUUGCCCAUCAUGCCGCCUCCGCCGCAUCAGAAGCCCGAGAAUGUUCUCAAACGGGCGCACGAGCUCAUCGGCGUCAACCAGGUGCCCGCCGCCCUCACCCUCCUCCACGACCACAUCACCUCGAAAAGGUCCCGCAAUGUCCCCAUCGCCUCCCUCGAGCCGGUGAUGCUCCUCCUGGUUGAGCUCUCCGUCGAACAGAAGAAGGGAAAGCUCGCCAAGGACGCCCUCUACUCCUACAAGAACAUCGCGCAGAACACAAACAUCAGCACCAUCGAGCUCGUCCUCAAGAAGUUCAUUGAGCUUGCCGCCGAAAAGGUUACUGCUGCCCAGAAGAAGGCCGACGAGGUUCAGUCCAGCCUCGAGGCCAACGCCACUGCCAGCGUCGACGAUCUCGAAGCCAGCGAAACCCCCGAGUCUAUCCUCCUCGCCACCGUCUCCGGCGAGCAGUCCCGCGACCGAACUGAGCGCGCCGUCGUAACGCCAUGGCUCAAGUUCCUCUGGGAGGCGUACAGGACUGUGCUGGACAUUCUCCGCAACAAUGCCAGACUCGAGCUCCUGUACCAGAGCACCGCGACCCAGGCCUUUGACUUUUGCCAGAAGUACCAGAGGAAGACCGAGUUCCGCCGCCUCUGCGAGCUUCUCCGCAACCAUGUCCAAACCGCCGCGAAGUAUUCGACACAGAUGCAUGCCAUCAACCUGAACGACCCCGAUACCCUGCAGCGCCAUCUCGAGACUCGUUUCCAGCAGCUCAACGUUGCUGUCGAGCUGGAGCUGUGGCAGGAGGCCUUCCGCAGCGUCGAAGAUAUCCACACCCUGCUCAAUCUGAGCAAGCGACCUGCCAAGAACAUCAUGAUGGCCAACUACUACGAGAAGCUCACCCGUAUCUUCCUUGUCGGCGAGAACUACCUUUUCCACGCCGCCGCCUGGUCGCGCUACUACAACCUUCUGCGCCAGGCCGCCAUCCUUGUCGCUUCCGGCCAGAGCAAGAAGUCGGACAACCCCGCCGCAACCGAGGCGGACCUUCAGAAGGCUGCUUCUUUCGUCGUCCUCUCCGCCCUCUCCAUUCCUGUCAUUAGCACCUCCAGAUCUCGUGGUGCCAUGGUCGACUUUGACGAGGCCAAGAAGAACAAGAACUCCCGUCUCACUCACCUGCUCGGCAUGAACACCGCCCCGACUCGUUCUGGGCUCUUCCGUGAUGCUAUGGCCAAGUCCCUUCUCAAGCGUGCCAGACCAGAGAUCCGGGAUCUGUACAACAUCUUGGAGGUUGACUUCCACCCUCUCUCCAUCUGCCAGAAGAUCUCCCCCAUCCUGGCCCAGAUUGGUGCCGACCCUGAGAUGGAGAAGUACAUUCUUCCUCUUCAGCAAGUCAUCCUCACCCGCCUCUUCCAGCAGCUCUCCCAGGUUUACGAGACUGUCGACUUCUCCUUCGUCGAGAGCCUUGCUCAAUUCCCCGAGCCUUACCAGAUCAGCCGCAGUACUAUUGAGAAGUUCAUCAUGAACGGUAACAAGAAGGGUGACUUGUCUGUGCGUAUGGACCACGCUACUGGUGCUCUGAGCUUUGUCAAGGACGUUUUUGCUUCCUCAAAGGCUGUCCACUCUGGCUCCGCCGCCGGUUCUGCUGAGAGCCAUACCGGCAGUGUCCAACGGCUCCAGAGCACGCCUUCUGAGAUCGUCCGCACACAGCUCACCAGGCUUGCGACAACACUGCACACUACCUGCUUCUACAUUGACCCCACCUUCCAGAAGCAGCAGAUUGCCGCUCGUGAGGCUGCUCUUGCCCGCGCUCAGGCUGGCGCUGAGAAGGAGCAUCUCGACACCCUGGCGCGCAAGGAUAUCAUCCAGAAGCGCAAGACUGAGGCAUCUGAGGCCCAGGCCAAGAAGGACAAGGAGAAGGCGCGCCAGAAGCGCCUGCAGGAGCAGGCCCUUGCUGAGGCUGAGGAGCGUCGUCUUGCUCAGGAACAGAAGGACCGCGAGGAGAAGCGUCUCAAGGACGAGAGGGAUCGCGUUCGCAAGGAAGAGCUUAAGAAGCAGAUCGCUGACCUCAAGAUUGGCCCCAACGCCAUCGACAUCGACAUGGAGAACCUGGAUGAUGUCGACAGCAACACCAUUCGUGCCAUGAAGCUAGCUCAGCUCGAGCGCGAGAAGAACGACAUUAACGAAAAGGUUCGCAUCAUUGCCAGACGCAUGGACCACUUGGAGAGAGCUUUCCGCAAGGAGGAAGUCAAGAAGCUGGCCGACGACUACGCUGCGCAGCGCGAGCGUGACCUCGCCGCCUACGAGAAGACGAAGAUUGAGACGCUCAAGGAGUCCAAGGAGAAGCACAAGGAGAGCGUUGAGCUCAAGCACCGUCUUACCCGCCUGAUGCCCCACUUCGAGGCCUACAGGAAGUCGCUCCACGAGCGUCGCCGUGACGAGUUUGAGAAGCGCCAACGUGAUGCUGAGCGCGAACUGGAGAAGCAAAUCACCAUGCGCAGGAAGGAGUACCGUGAGCGCAAAAUGCGCGAGAAGAGAGAGCGUGAGGAGCAAGAGCGUGCCCUUCGCGAGGCUGAGGAGCGGGCUGAACGCGAGAAGCAAGAGCGCGAGCGGAGAGUUGAGGCUCAGAAGGCCGAGUUUGCCCGUCUCAAGGAGCAGAAAGAAGCUGAGCGCCAGGAGGCGCUGGAGAAGGCUGCGCUGCAGGCCCGAAGAGAAGAGGAGGCGAUGGCUCGGAGAAGAGAAGAGCGCGAGCGCGAGCGUUUCGCUCCACCUCGUCGCGAGCCUGUUGCUAUGGAUCGUUCGGACUCCAGUGGUCCUCCUGCUGGCGGUCCUCCCCGCCUCAAUCUUUCUGGCUCGAAGCCCUCGUGGCGUGAGCGCGAGGCCGCCAAGACCACUACUGGAGGCUCUGCCCCCGCUGCUCCUGAGCGGGCUCCUGUUGAGCGGCCCCCGCCCGAGCGCCAGGCUCCUCCUCCACGUGCUGCUCCCCCCUUCCAGCGAACAGAGCGCCCAGAGUCUGGAGAGCGUUCUUCCAGCGGUGGUCCUCCUCGCUUGAAUCUCGCUGGAGGCAAGCCGUCUUGGCGUGAGCGUGAGGCGGCCAAAGCUGUUGGUGGUGCCAAUGGCGACUCUCAGAGCGCGCCGGCUCCAGCUCCUGCGAGCAACGAACCAUCUUCCCAGGCUGCUAGUGGUGAGACUCUGAAGCCUUCUGGAGCCGCUGGCAAGUGGGUUCCCCGUCACCUGCGUGACAAAUAGGUGAAAUGGCAACAACGCACAGGCAUGGAUUGACUGGAGUUUUGGGGUUUAAUGUCGCAAUGACCUCUGUAUUUAAGCAGAAAAAAAUGAACAUUGCAUCGUCCAAUUCUGGCAGCGCCGCAUUCUCGCCUCAUGCGUGUUGAGCCAAAGUAUUUCACAGCGAGUACUUUGGGUUCAACUUAUUUACGAUAGAGUCCUUUAGAGAUUACAAGACAAAAGUAUGGCGAUGACUACGAUCAUUCCUCCAC
Messenger RNA from Microdochium trichocladiopsis, 3559 nucleotides. RefSeq lists its product as uncharacterized. The transcript has a single exon. The coding region runs from base 99 to 3311 and encodes 1070 amino acids. Gene Ontology annotation, cellular component: multi-eIF complex; eukaryotic translation initiation factor 3 complex, eIF3e; eukaryotic translation initiation factor 3 complex, eIF3m. Lineage: Eukaryota; Fungi; Ascomycota; Sordariomycetes; Xylariales; Microdochiaceae. The record is from RefSeq and is a predicted model, not a curated record. Gene Ontology annotation, biological process: translation reinitiation; formation of cytoplasmic translation initiation complex. Gene Ontology annotation, molecular function: translation initiation factor activity; mRNA binding.